Messenger RNA from Symbiodinium pilosum, 696 nucleotides. The record is from the annotation of a GenBank genome assembly. Lineage: Eukaryota; Dinophyceae; Suessiales; Symbiodiniaceae.
GAGAAGCUUGGCAUCGUGUGGCGUGGCAAUGCCACGACCCAUCAGAGCUCUCACGACCUUCUGGAAGCAACGGAGAAUUGCGGUGGAGUGGGCACUUGCAAGGGAGGCAGCGUUGAUGGCCCUUACCAGUGGCUUAUGGACAUCUCCAAGAAGGGCACGGGAAUCAGCUAUGAGACCGCCAAUCCCUACGUGGCAUGCACCUCUGACUCAGACGAGGGUUUCUGCAAGUACGUCGACACGUCGUGCAAGGCACUCAAUGUUGCCCGCACCUGCGGAAGCUUCUCCCAGGAGGGUGGGCCAUGUACUGGGCUUGGCGAGUUCCCCAACGCCACCAUCUCGGACUAUGGCUCCAUCAGCGGAGCAGAUGCCAUGAUGAAGGAGAUCUUCCAUCGUGGUCCCAUCUCCUGCGGCGUUGACGCCAACCCCCUGCUCAACUAUGAAUCCGGCAUCAUCAAGACGAAGGGCGAGGGCGUUGACCACGUCGUGUCCGUGGUUGGAUGGGGCACCGACCCUAAGGAUGGCAUGUUUUGGAUCGUGAGGAACUCGUGGGGAGAGUACUGGGGGGAGAUGGGUUACUUCAGGGUGGCCAAGGGUGCGCUCCUCUUGGAGGACCAGUGCUCCUGGGCUGUGCCGGGUAGCUUCACCGCCGCGGAGAAGAAGAACCAGGUGCACUGGGGUUUAGGGUUUAGGGUUUAG